Molecule: messenger RNA, 4986 nt
Organism: Bombus impatiens (common eastern bumble bee)
Lineage: Eukaryota; Metazoa; Arthropoda; Insecta; Hymenoptera; Apidae
Gene: Zmynd8
Product: protein kinase C-binding protein 1
Exons: 8
Coding region: 251-3520 (1089 amino acids)
Biological process (GO): regulation of DNA-templated transcription
Molecular function (GO): protein binding
Source: RefSeq, a predicted model, not a curated record
UGGACAUUGGAGGGGAGAAAGAAUGUUCAUGCUUUUGAUGCAAUGUCGUGUUAGUGAGUGGUAUAUUUCGCUUUCCUUGUUGUUUGGGAUUUAUAUAGAAAGUGAUUUACUUGACCUGUUGGAUACAUUUUAAAAGUUACAGAAAUCAUUGAAAAUAACUUUAUUAAUUUUAUUUUCGGAUUCCUAUAUAAAUUCUAUACAGAUGGUAAACAUAUAUUCAACUAAAUGCAUGCAAUAAAAUGACAUCAAAAUGACAUCGGUAGAGGCGCAGAAAGAUCUUACAGGUUCCUCGUAUCUACAAAAUUCAAUUACAAAUGAAUCACAAGAAGAAAAUUCACAAUCAGCAAAUGUCCAAAAAGGACAUAAUCUAAUUGAUAACAUUAACAAGGAAACAAAUAAAGUUGCCAUUGCGGAUACAAAGGACAACAUUAAAGAUGCACAGGAUAUUACAAAUUCUGAUCAAAAGGAAAGUAAAAAUGAGGAAGUGAUCAUUUUAGAAAACAUUAAGAAAGAAGUAAAAUGUAAUAUAAAUAAAAUAGAACGUAGGCAGAAUACAGGGAAGUUGGAUACAAUUUCUUCUGUUUCUGACAAUGACUUUAAGUCAAGUAAAAAUGAAAAUGUAAAAGAAACUGUGUUUAAAAGUGGAAAUAAUUUAAAAAGGACACGACGAAAUGUUAGUAUACAAGAGACGGAUGUUUCCUUAGAUGAAAAUUAUUUGAGAAAUAAGCGAAAAAGGAGAAAUACAAAUGAUAAAUUUUGUUGGCGAUGUCACAAGGAAUCUGUAGAAGCACAUUGUAGUGCUUGCCCUAGAUCAUGGCAUCGAAAAUGUAUAGGAAUGCAACAGUCGAUUAUUCAAAAUUGGAUAUGUGGGGAAUGUGCAGCUAUUUUACAGGCAGAGAAUGCAGAAACACGUUCUACAGCUAUGGCACAACUAUCUGUUGACCAAUUAUGUUUAUUACUGAAACAUGUAGUCGACAGAAUGAGAGAAUAUCCCGGUUCAGAACCAUUUUGGAAACCAGUGGAACUUUCUGAGGCUCCAAAUUAUUUAGAUUAUGUGGUAAAGCCAAUGGAUCUGAGCCUUUUAGAAUCGAAUGUUCGGGCUAAAUUAUAUGGUAGUACAGACGCAUUCAUGGCUGAUGCCAAGUGGAUACAACACAAUUGUAUUGUAUUCAACACAUGUGGUGGUGUAUACACAGAUACAUCUAAAUUAACGAAUGCCGCGAAACAGAUUAUUAAAUUGGCACGUCAGGAAGUAUCAGAAAUUGAAGCAUGCCCUGAUUGUUAUGCUCAUGGCAGAAACUUACCAAGACCACAACCAGCAUGGUUUAUUGAACCCUGUCGUCGUCCUCAUCCACUUGUGUGGGCGAAGUUGAAAGGCUUUCCAUUUUGGCCUGCUAAAGCUAUGCCUCGAAUCAAUUCUCAAGGUUUCAUUGAUGUACGAUUUUUUGGGGAACACGAUCGAGCAUGGGUUCCUCCGCGAGAUUUGUAUCUAUAUUCCGAAAACCCACCUGCUCCAUUACCGAGGAAGAGAAAAUUAGAUAUGGUAGAGUGUGUUAGGGAAAUUACUCGUCACUGUCGCAAGCUAGAACUUGUGUUUGGCCAAUUUACAUUUGCGCCUCCCAAAGUGCAAUAUAAUCCGCAUGAUCCAAUGCAAAUAAAAUUACUGUUACCAAAUUAUGAUCCUCUUCAUUCUAAUAACUGUACAUCACCGCAACUCUUGCUUCCCAAAAAGACGCCGCUUCUUAAAAAGCGGGUUCAUGUAAAAAAUAAUUUGCAAACAAACUCGGAAAAAGCAGACAAUUCCGAUACUGAAAAUAAAAUAUCAAAUGAGUUUAACGUAACUAACAAAGGAAGCAAAAUUGAAAAUAAAUCAUUUAAAGCAGAACAAGAAUCUGAUAACUUUCACAAAACCGAAACGGUUACGAUUACAACUAAUAAUUUAAAUGAACCAAGAGAAAGAAAAAGGAAAGUGAAUAUGCAAUCAGAGAAGAAUAUGUCAGCAAAGUUCAAAGUGGUGAUGAAAGAAGAUAUAAAUACGCCAAGUACAAGUAAAACUAAUACAAAUAGUGCAAAUGAUGAGAAAUGUAUCAGUAAUCCAAUAAAAUAUGACACGAAAGCACCAAAUUCUACAAUAUUGAAACAAGAUAUUAAUCCAGAAAAUGCAACAAACAAUAAUGCAAAAUCCUUGGAGAAUUCAUUACAACAAGAGAUAAAAUCCCCGAAAAAGCAUAUAGCAAAAGACAUUCACAUAUCCAAAAAACGAAUUCCCUUUAAAGUGAACAUUAUUAAAAGAAAUGUCGGCCAAAAUGUAAAUUUACAGAAGAAUAAUUUUAGAAACCAUGAAAACACAGAAAAAGUAUACAAGCCAAAGACUAGAAUAGUCGAUAAAAUGAACGCUGAGAAAGCUUUAAAAUUUAUUACAACGGAACAAAAUCAAAAUAUGGUAGAAUCGAAAAUUUUGAUUAAACGUCAGAAUGAUUCAAUGACGUUGAAAGAAGGCUCUAAAAGUGAUAAUAAUAGUAAUUUAACAACAUCGUCCAUUUCAGUACAAACUAAUAAAACAUCACUUGAUGUUGAUAUUAAUGGCGAUAUUGACAUUAACAGAAGAAAUACUACAGAUCAACCUGUCGGGUUACUUUUCGUAGCAAAUGAUGAUAAAUCUAAUAUCACGAAAAAGUGUACUGAGGAAACUACCGAGAAUGAAAAAAAGGGCAAUAUUUCGGCUCACGUACAACAAAUUUUCAGAGAUUCGUUGAGAAUAAAAGAUCAACAAGUAAAGGAAAAUAGAGCUAGAAAAUCAUUUCCUAAUAAACCUCGUAAUUACCCGCAACAUAUUUCUCCUUCAUCGAUAAAUACAUUAUCCAGUCCGAUCGAGUCUACUGUUCAUACGUCUACUCAUCAGGCUGAAAAUUGUGUCGAGUACCAAAUGUUGCCCCCAGAAGCAGGUCCUAUUAGUGCCCGUUUAUAUCAUGAUGCUCAAGAUUUAGCCACAAAAAUGGCUAAAUUAAUGGAAGAGGCAUAUAAGGAAGCAGCGUAUGAGAAUCAAAAUUGUGAAAAUCGUAAUAUGUCCGAAAAUCAUCAAGCGUCAGUCCAUUUUUUAAGAUUACAGAUAGAACGAAUGAGGUGGCAACACCAACAACAAUUAACAGAAUUAAAACACAACACUGACAGAAUAUUAAGAGAAAUGAAGGCAAGCCUAGAAGCUGAACGAUUACGUGCUGUCGAGGAAACUCGUAGAGAAGCCGAAGAGGGGAUGUUACGUUGUAUCGAAGAAAUCAAACGUAAACAAUGGUGUGCAAUGUGUGGCAGAGAAGCAUUAUUUUACUGCUGUUGGAAUACUGCAUACUGUGAUUAUCCUUGCCAACAAUCACAUUGGUCAGUGCAUAUGAGAACAUGCGCUCAACAACCUUCGUUCACUACUAUUAUUACUAGUUCUACUGCAAAUUCAAAUCAGCAACAGGUGAUGCCCAGACUUAUAAUAAAUGCACAGCAUGUGGCAUCAAACAUGUGGAGGGCCUAGAGCAUACUUUAGUAAUCAUAAUAUCAAAAUAAACAGACUUACUAAUAAGACAUACGAACUGCCUUAUGACAAACAGCAUGAGAUAUCGUGAUUUUUAUCUUUGUGUUGUUCUGAAACUGAAGGUAAUGGAAAUUCAUCAUAGCGUACGUAUACUUUAAUAUAAAUGGACACUUCUUAUAUAAUAAAAAAAAAUAAAGAAAAAAGUCGUUCAGUGCAAUUAUAUUACAGCUUAAAAGGUGAAAAUUUUUAAGUGACAAAAAUAUUGAUGAAAAAAAGUAAAUCAUAUUUGUAUUUCAUUUUGCACACACGAUCUAUACUUGUUUUGUAUAAAAAAUAGAAAAAUAAAUGAAAAUGUUAUGUACAGUAUGAUAUAAAUAGCUUUUGCCCAUUACAUUUUUAAAAACAAUGAGGAAGAUGCCCGUCUACCUUUAUAAAAACUACAUAUGUAUGUGUACCCAAUUUACUUAUGUAUAUAAUACCAGGUAAUAGUUAUUUAUUUCACUCCAAAAUUUUCAAUAAUUAAAUAUCGCGUUCUUCUGUACUUUUCUGUUCUCUAAGUAUUCUCACAGUUUUUGUUUCAUAGUCAGAUUCUCCAGGGAGAGUGUUUUUAUGUUUCAGAUAACGCAAAGUUGGAGAGUUUGCCAUAUCUAAACUUUUCCUCGUAUAUCGUUUAAAAUACUAUAAAUAAAUAAGUAUUUGCAAAUUUAUCAACUUCUAAGAAGUAUCAAUUAUACCUAUGAAUUUUUGAUAACCUCUACAAUACAUAUCAGCGUUAAUGGUCCAAAAGUGUAAUAUAUGAAUUAAAAGAAAUCAUUAAAAAGGAAAAGAUACACAAAUACGAUGAAAUGAUGUUUAAAUCUCUUCUAUUGGUAAUUAAUUACAUAUCUCAUAGGAUCGUACUAAAUUUUUUGUGGUUUGAGUUUGUUUCAGAAUCCAUUGUGAAUUCGACAGAAGAAGACUCUUAUUGGUUAUAUUCCAUAUACAUACAAUAUAAUGUCUUCCUCCCUUACAUAGUCUCCCAUCCAUUUUUAAUAGUAUUUAAUUUUUUAUAUAUAUAAGUAACUAUAUUCAUAUACAUAUAAUAUUCGUAUUGCAAUUGCGUUCUUCAUAAUUUAAAAAAAUUUGAUUUUAAUUUCAACCAUAAUUAAUGUAGUAAUUUUCUCCUAUGAAUUAUUAAGAAGUUCAUCAAUUGCUUCCCCUUAUUGCUUACGUUUAUAGUUUACAUGUUUAACAGGUUUAACUUCUCGAGUUAAAUAUACAUAAUUCCUGUUUCCUCUGUAGUAAAUCUAGAGGACAUAAGAAACACUCCGAUUUUUUAUCAGGUCGAUAUUACAAAAUGUGAGACACAAAGUUCCGUUUAGUGUUACACCUAUAUUGUUUUUAGUCAAUGGUUUCCAAAAGUGACUAUCCAAAGAGAAUAUUUUCGGGAAUUCAACCAACUGGAAACUUGCAUUUGGGAAAUUAUC